This is a messenger RNA of Mauremys mutica (yellowpond turtle), 1341 nucleotides long. RefSeq names its product meiosis/spermiogenesis associated 1 (gene MEIG1). The record is from RefSeq and is a predicted model, not a curated record. Gene Ontology annotation, cellular component: nucleus. The coding region runs from base 240 to 506 and encodes 88 amino acids. NCBI's taxonomy places the organism in Eukaryota, Metazoa, Chordata, Testudines, Geoemydidae. The transcript is spliced from 3 exons.
GGGCCUUUUCUUAAAGGGCCAGUAACAGAAACGACUCAAGUUUUUCUACUCCGGCUUUUGCUGUAAGGUUUGGCGCUACUGCUCCGUUCGUGUGAACCCGAGGACUGAAGGGCCCCGCUGCCCUGCAGCAUGGGGAGAAGGGAAUGCCCGUGUACUCCAGGCCUGCUCACUCCUGAGCCCAAUGAUUUAUCAAUAAGGAAGUUAGUUUCAGCAAAAUAUCUGGUGGAGUUCCUGGAGCCAUGGCUAGCGCUGACAUCAAACCAAAAUCUAUAAGUCGUGCCAAAAAAUGGUCAGAUGAGAUAGAGAAUCUAUACAGAUUUCAGCAAGCUGGAUACAGGGAUGAAAUUGAAUAUAAACAAGUGAAGCAAGUUGAUAUGGUGGAUCGUUGGCCAGAAACAGGAUUUGUGAAGAAACUUCAGAGAAGGGACAAUACUUUCUAUUAUUACAACAAGCAAAGAGAAUGUGAAGACAAAGAAGUCCAUAAAGUGAAAGUUUAUGUGUAUUAAUUUUGUUAAUCCUAACUACACUGUUUUGUUUUUGUUUGUUGUAAGUAUGUUGCUUUAAUCUAUUUGAUGUUUAUAAAAUGUAAGGAAUUAAACAAGGUUUCUGAACUAAUUUGUCCUAGUUUUAAAUAGAGCUGAACAUUUUUUGAGGGAGGAGUAAUAAUGUAUGUUCAGCACUAGAUUUUCACAGAGCUUUUGAUGAGGUUGAGGUCCAAAGUGCUAAUUAUUAUUUAGUGCAUUACAUCUUUAAUGUACUUUACUGACAGUAGCUAACUAAUUCUAACCACAAUCUUGGGAGAUAGGUAAAUGUUGUUGUUAUCAUCAGUUUACAGAUGGGAAAAAGGAGGCAAACAGUUAAGUGACAUCCACAGUAUCAUGAGGGAGUCGAUGUCAGACCCAGGAUUACUAUUUGUUAAAGGAAAUCGAAUGACCUGGGAGUAGGGGCCAAAACCAUGCUAUCGAUUAAAAACUAGUUAAGUGAUGGGAAACGGUCAUAAUAAAUAUCUUUCUCUCUUAGCAAAGGGGAGUAAAUAGUGAAGUAUCCCACGGCUCUGUGGGGGUUUUUUUUAUAUAAGUAUUAAUGAUUUAAAGGACAAAGUAUUUAGUGAAUUGGUAAAAUUAGCCAAUGAUACAGGAUGUUGGACAGCAAAAACUAAAGAGGAUUAUGAGGAGUUAAACACAUGGUGGGAUGAAGGGAAUAUUGGGCAGCAAGGUGUCAAGUGAAAUCUAAUAUCUUUCUGGAAGUACAUCAGUUAUAAUUCUGGUUUUAGUGAUAGAAAGAGAUGGGAUUAUAUUGGUAGCAGCUAAAGAGUAAAUGGAUUAAUAUUUUUCCAGACCU